AUGAAUUCCUCCAGCUUAGACACUCUUCCGGAGGAACUCAUCGACCGUAUAAUCAGCUUCACCAACAGUCGAGCCACUCUCCAUGCACUUUGUUUUGUCUCAAAAGAUAUCAACCGCAUUGCAACCGCGCACCUUUACACCACUAUUGCGCUCAACAAAGAGGACUUUCAGCACCUCCGCCCCCUAGCAUUUCUCCUCUGGACGUCUGAGAAGCACCGAAACGCCAUCCGAUCAUUUUCUGUGCGCCGCGCGUAUGGCGGCAAUCUUGAUCCUUGGCCGCAUCAUUCACACCUUGAGGAAAUUAUUCGGCGGCAAAUCAAGUUUGUGAGGGCGGAUGAGAGAGAGGUAGAAUGA
Molecule: messenger RNA, 354 nt
Organism: Cucurbitaria berberidis CBS 394.84
Lineage: Eukaryota; Fungi; Ascomycota; Dothideomycetes; Pleosporales; Cucurbitariaceae
Exons: 2
Coding region: 1-354 (117 amino acids)
Molecular function (GO): protein binding
Source: RefSeq, a predicted model, not a curated record